Molecule: messenger RNA, 2968 nt
Organism: Oryzias melastigma (Indian medaka)
Lineage: Eukaryota; Metazoa; Chordata; Actinopteri; Beloniformes; Adrianichthyidae
Product: trace amine-associated receptor 3
Exons: 1
Coding region: 1785-2876 (363 amino acids)
Biological process (GO): adenylate cyclase-activating adrenergic receptor signaling pathway
Cellular component (GO): membrane
Molecular function (GO): trace-amine receptor activity
Source: RefSeq, a predicted model, not a curated record
UAUUGUUUUUGCAUGAAUUGAUGUCAGUGAUUGGCCUUUUUUUUUUUUUUGACGCAAAAUGGUUUUGAAUAUCUUUUAUUUUUAAUUACUAUUGCAAAGAAAUGGGUUUGAAUCAGUCAUCAUUUCUUUUCUUUGAUACUGAUUACCUGUGGCAGUAAGUGAAAGAAAAGAGACAAAAGAUAGAAAGAAGAGAUGCUCUUUUCUUUUUCUUUAAAGUUCCCCGUCAACACGGCGCUGUCCCUGCGGUGUUCAUUAAAAUAUUUUCCAAGUCAGCUGGAACAUCUGCUCACUUCACUGGCACGGUGAAUUUGAUCUAAUUCUGUGACGCACCUUAAUAUGCAAUGUAAAGCAAUAUUUCACACAGAGCUCCACAUAACCCAUUAGAAUCUUAAUUGCAUAAACGCAGGCAAACAAUUUGAAAUUGCUCAAAUGCCUUAUCUCUUUUGAAGUACUUGACAUGAGAGUGCUUAAAAAGAGAACUAACCUAAGAGUUUCAGCACAUCUUAUCAUCUAUAGAUAUUAUUCUCAAUAUUUCGGAAUUGCAACUAAAUUUAGAUAAAUACUAUGUAUUUAUUUAUUUAUUUAUAUUUGAUCAAGUUAUCAUUUCUUUUUAGAUUUUUAACACAACAAAAAACUGAUCAAAAUGAUGGUUAGUGGUUUAAUUUGUUGUCAGAUUGGUUUAUUAGUAAAUGCUUGAAGUGUUGCUGUUCAGAAGCAAAGUUCAAAAGUAUAGAAUUGCUUUUAUAUGCUUUUCCAACCAAAAGAAAAAAAUGAUUCUACACCAUGUUCAUAUCAUGUUUAUGUUUGAUUGCAAAGUGAGAAAAAAGAGUCCUAAUGACAGAAACUAUCAUGUUUGAAUUGAUUGAUGAUGACUAUAUUUUUAAUUCAAGUGAAUGUUCUGCAGCAGGGCGAUGGUGUUCUUUUUUAUUUAUUUAUUUUUUCUUUUUAACUUGUCCUGUCCAGCAGAUGAGCAAACAGAGACGAGCUGAGAGCCCUUUGUGUUAGACAGAUUUUACUCUCACAACAGGGGUUUAUUGGGUAUAAGCUGGCCUUGGCGUGGGGGGCCUCUGUGGCGGGCCCGCGCGCCCUGGCUUGGGUGAUUGGCGGAAUUGCCUGAUGAGCGGAUUUACUUGGCGGGUGUAGGGGGAUCCUGGCUGCUGCUGCUGCUGCUUCGGCUGGGGCUCUUGGUGUGGGGAUGCCCGGGCACUCUCCCCCUUUGCACAUUGUAUUUUAUUUUGAAAGGACCUUGAUGUACUAUAUUUAUUUAUCACUAUAGCUCAAUUGUUUAUAAAGCUACACUAUAAAUGAUUGGCUAUAAAUGAAUUCUAUUUUGUUAUUGGUGAGGUCAAUUGGCUCUCUCAGUGUUAAAGAUUGAAGAUCUCGGCUCUGGGCAAAAAAAUCACAAAUGGCCUCCAACUCCCAUUAUUUAUAAAAUAAUAUUUGACUAUUUAUUGAAUGAAAAGACUUCCUACUGCAGUUUAAAGUUAAAAAGCUUAAGUGCAUACUGUUUGCAGUUGGUAAGAUAGGGUUUUUUUUUUUUUUAAUAAAAGAUUCAUCGGAAAUUAUCGUAAAACAGAGUACAAUCAUUUGUGAUUCAAAGCUGGUAAACCCUCAAGGACUCUCUUUCUGGUAAUGGGCUCCAAAUACAAAAUUAAAAACAACUAAUAAGCUGAAACAGAACAACAUGUGAGUUUCUACUCCUGGUUGGUUUGUGAAGCAAUUCGCUCUUAGACUACCUUGGAAAAAUGUGCUUUAAGCUGUUUAAACUGAACUUUUCUUACUGAAUGUGUGUUUUGGACAGGUUUGACCUGACCAUGGACAACAGCAGCCUGGAUUGGCAUGAACAUACCAACGGAUCUGAACUUCAGUCCUGCACCACACUAAGGAGCCCAUUCUCCCGCAUUUUUCUGUACAGCUUCUUCACCAUUGGCAUCGUCUCCACGGUGGUGGGAAACUUCCUGGUUGUCUUGUCGAUCGCCUACUUCAAGCAGCUGCAGUCUCCCACGAACUCUUUUGUUAUGUCACUCGCGGUGGCUGACUGCUUCGUCGGCCUCGUCGUGAUGCCGUACAGCAUGAUCCGAACCGUGGAGGGAUGCUGGUACUUCGGCUCCCUCUUCUGUAAGAUCCACUCCAGCCUGGACGUCAUGCUGUGUACCGCUUCUAUAUUCCACCUCAGCUGCAUUGCAUUCGACCGCUUUUAUGCCGUCUGCAACCCCCUCAUUUACUCCUUAAAGAUGUCUCACUCCAGGGUGGCUCUGCUCAUAGCCGUUUGUUGGGCCGUUCCAAUGCUCAUUUCCUUCGGCCCUAUAAUGCUCGAUCUUCACAUUGCUAGCGUAGACUUCCCAUUUCCGGAGGAUUUAUGCGUGUUCUUGGUCAGCCGCAUUUAUGCCGUCAUGGCCUCUUUAGUGGCCUUUUACUUGCCCAUGGCCAUCAUGCUGGUGGCUUACUGGAAGAUCUUCAAAGCUGCAAAAAGACAGGCCAGACAGAUCAGCGCCAUGGAAAGCCAGAUGGCUGCCGGUGUCGGGAAAGACUCCAGCAAGAAGAAACGACACCGCAACACAAUGAGGAGAGAAAGAAAGGCGGCAAAAACUUUAGGGAUUAUCAUGGGAGUUUUCCUCAUUUUCUGGAUGCCUUUUUUUACUCUCAACAUUGUGGAUCCAUUCAUCGGAUACAGCACAGAGGUGGUUGUUUGGGAUGUCUUUCUCUGGCUGGGAUAUAUCAACUCCUCCCUGAAUCCGUUUUUGUACGGGUUCUUCAAUCGCUCUUUUCGCAGGGCGUUCCUCAUGUUCAUUGGCUGCAGGGUUUGCCUGCCUGGGGCAUCUCCAGGGAUGGAGUUAUCACAAACCAGGAAAGAGGCUAAUGAUGGUGCAGAUUAGCCACUAAGUUAUAUGGACUAGACGGCAACCUUUAUGGGAUAAAAAACAGAAAAUAUACAUUUGAUAGGGGAUCACAUUUUAGUCUGAUUGGU